Molecule: messenger RNA, 753 nt
Organism: Penicillium canariense
Lineage: Eukaryota; Fungi; Ascomycota; Eurotiomycetes; Eurotiales; Aspergillaceae
Product: SH3 domain-containing protein
Exons: 4
Coding region: 1-753 (250 amino acids)
Biological process (GO): protein transport to vacuole involved in ubiquitin-dependent protein catabolic process via the multivesicular body sorting pathway
Cellular component (GO): ESCRT-0 complex
Molecular function (GO): protein binding
Source: RefSeq, a predicted model, not a curated record
AUGGCGAGCGAGUUCCAAUCCGCCAUGACCAUCCGGUCGCUCCGCAUACUUAAGAAUGAACUGGAGUUCCUCGCCGAUUCCUCUGUCAUUGAACCGCAGCAGCUCAAUGCUAUCCUCGCCCAACUGCCCACCGAAUCCGACGCCCGCGCCGCCGCCGCUCGCCAGAACCAGGUGCCUCCCUCACCAUUGCAGGUGCAGCCCCUGUCUCAACCCGUUCAAACACAACCCCCUCCGGCCCCAUACUCGCCUCCGGUGACGCAGGUUUCCAAUCUGUCGAUGAACGAAAAGGCCCCGGUACACAAUCAAUACGCCUCCCCGCCUCCACAGGCGCCGCCAGCCUACCCUCAGGUCCCGCCGAUUCUUGGUCUCGCUUCGGCGAUGUAUGCAUACACUCCCACUGACGCGGGUGAUCUGGCGCUGGCGCCGAAUGACCGUGUUCAAGUUAUUGAGCACAUGAAUGACGACUGGUGGCGUGGCCGCAACGAGCGCACUGGCCGCGAGGGUAUCUUCCCGAGAAGCUAUGUGAAUGUCAUUAACGAGAAGGGAACGAUCUCCUCGCCGCCCCCGCCUAGCAACUACGGAAAUAUGCCUCUGGAUGUUAGCCAGAGUGGAUCCGCCCCGACCUCGAACGAUCCGGAGCAGAAGAGCAAGUUCGAGCAGAAUGGCAAGAAGUUUGGCAAGAAGCUGGGCAAUGCAGCGAUUUUUGGUGCCGGUGCCACUGUUGGUUCCAACAUUGUGAACAGCAUUUUCUGA